This is a messenger RNA of Ilex paraguariensis (yerba mate), 448 nucleotides long. The record is from the annotation of a GenBank genome assembly. NCBI's taxonomy places the organism in Eukaryota, Viridiplantae, Streptophyta, Magnoliopsida, Aquifoliales, Aquifoliaceae.
AUGGCAAGUGGGUUUCUUCCAGAAAAGGGGUAUGCUACUACCCUCCACGCGGAUGAGGCAUUGUCAGUUAACUCCAAGAUAAAUGCAAUUCCAAGAGCAGUGGAAGUCGGUCAUCAAUCUUCACUUUUGCAAAAAUCCCUGAACAGACUCAUCCAUCUCUCAGCAUGUGGACACAAUCGUAAGAAGACAAUCUUGACUAUUGAAUGAUGUUGACCACCAAUCCAUAAGGAGACCAAAUGAAACUGUAAAGGUGCACACUUUUGGUUUGGGUGUGAUCUGUAGAUACUCAAUAAUCAAGCUCGUCUAUUGAGAAGGGGUCUCUUAUGAACCUAUCUGCUUGUUUGGGUGAAAUCUGUCGUUUUUCCAUUUUUUUUUUCAACGGGGUAUGCACUCCCCUCCAUGCGGAUGAGGGUAUUGCCUGGUUACUAUUGGCUUAUUCCAAGGGGAG